Dissoconium aciculare CBS 342.82 is the source of this 786-nucleotide messenger RNA. RefSeq lists its product as uncharacterized. NCBI's taxonomy places the organism in Eukaryota, Fungi, Ascomycota, Dothideomycetes, Mycosphaerellales, Dissoconiaceae. The coding region runs from base 224 to 745 and encodes 173 amino acids. The record is from RefSeq and is a predicted model, not a curated record. The transcript has a single exon.
CAAACUCUACUUCACGUGUUGCAUCAUCAGCUAUCUAUCGGUCCGUAAAGUCUGCGUUCGGUGAUGUCUGAGAAGGAGGACCGAUUGCAAUCGUGCCGUCUCAUUCUCAACGCUCUAAAUAUCUCAACUACCGUCGAGCGAUCGGCGAGAGGCACACCCAUCCUGCUGCUCAUGUCAAAUCCACUUGCUUUGACAGUCCCCAACGAGCAACGAUCAGCCCAAAAUGGUGUGCUUUUCACGUGAACGGAAAUUGAAUACAGUUGCCAGGGCGUCGCAAAUUGCCAUCUUCCAACGUAGAAGAACCCAAACGAGGACGAUUCUUCUGGACUCGCUUGAUGCUCCAAUCGCUGGGCAUCACACGUUCCAUCACUUUGUGGCGUGUUGGCGUUGCGGCAUCCAGGCCAUCCGAGGCACGCGAGAGAACUAUCUACAUGCAGGCAUCGAAAGAUUUCACCAACAGGAGACACCUGCAAUCACGGCCUGUCCGGAUUGGCGUCGGCGGGCCCCGGCCGCCGAGGCGUGGUGCUCAUCAGGCCAGCCAGCCACAAUCUAUGGGGGUGGUGCGCACAAAAUAAAGAAGCGCGCGUCGGGUUGUGCCGCGUGGGCCGCUCAUGCCCUAUCACCAAAAUGUUCUAGAAACGCUUCUACGUGUCGACGCUACCGCAGCAAAGCAUUUGCUCGACUGAUGCAAUUGUUGCUGAGCGCUCAGUCGAUCUCCCACCAGCCUGGGCAGUGCUCGAAAUGACCAAGCCAUCAAUCUACCAUGGCUUCUUGAUGUGCAGAUGC